UCUCCCCUGUUUGGUUCGAACUUCAAACCCCAGAGACCUGCUUAUUGUUAGCACUUAGCAGUUGGCACUAAACUCUAAAAUUCCUCGAGGGGUUGUAAAACUCACUCAAAUUUCCGAUGAAAGCUCCAAAACUUCCCGCCUGCAGGGCAUGGGGAUUCCUGUCCAUGGCUUUCUUUCUUCUUAUCUUCUUCAUCGACGGUGUUGUCGCUGGCUCCCAUCGAAAUGGCAGUCUCGAGUGGCAGAUUCUCACCAAGAGAAACUUUUCGUCGCAAAUUCGACUUCAUCCGAACGUAUUGCUCUUCGUUUCGGUUCCUUGGUCUGGUGAAGCUCGAUCUCUUAUGAAGGAAAUAGCAUAUUUGGCUAAUAGGGAAGAGAGAGUUGGUCCUUUAAAGCUAAUGGUUAUACAUAGAAAUACUGAGAAGAUGCUAGCAGAUGUCCUUGGGGCUACUGGGCAAAUAACAAUACUCUGCUAUCACCAUUCUGUGUCAUAUAAAUAUCAAGGGAGACUCCGGGCACAGAAUAUAUUGUCUUCAGUUUAUCAUCUUAUGUCUCAUCAACCUGAAGAUCUCCCCAUCCAAACCCUAGACACUGCUGAAGACCUUGAAGAAUUUUUCAGCUCAACGGACAAGGCUGUACUUCUCCUAGAAUUUUGUGGAUGGGGCACCAAAUUAUUACGCAAAGGAACUAAUGGCAGUGAAAAUGCUUUCGUAGUACAAGAUGUGCCAGAUGAUGGUGUUGUCUUUGGAUCAAUUUUUGAUGGGGAAACAAAUGCAGCACUUCUAUCCAGUGGGAGGAAAUAUCAGAAGCAGGGGUUGGAAAAUGAAAAGCUAACUUGUGAGGCUGAAAAUGGGCUUGGUGGUAUCCCUUGGCUAGGAGGGUUUACAUUGGCAAAUGACACUACUCCACUAGAGUAUGAUGUUGGGCUUUGCUGUACAUUUGAAGAGUUUCGGCGAUUUCAAAAUUUCUUGUCAAAUUUCACCACAGUUGCAAGGGAAUUUUUCCUGCCUCCAGAAAGGCAAAGGUUUGGGAUGGUUUCUGAAAGAUCUUUGCUGUCAUUUCUUGGUAUUGGAAAUUCAGAUCCAUGGCUGGUAAUGAUUCACUUCUCAGGAUGCCCCAACUGUUCCAAAAUUAUCAAACAAGGAGAGGACCUCAGAAGUGCUUUGCGGAUGCAUCAUCCCCUUGUUAUAGAGCUUGAAGGUGAAGGCCACAAUCUUGAGCCUGCUCUACCCGCAAAUAGGCUAUCGGUGAUUCUUUUUGUGGAUAGAUCAUCAGAAUCAGUAAACACUAGAAGAGAAAGUGUGGAGGCUAUUAAUGCCCUUAGAGAACUCAUGUUGCGCAAUCAAUUUACGAAUUGUAUGGACGGAGAAAACAAUGUUAAUCCUUUGAAAUCCUCAGCCCAAGCUUCUCAAUAUGCUCCGGCUACUAAAAUUGUCAAGCUCAAGGACAAUAUGGCUGCUAUGGUUAUCAAGGAGGGUCACAGUGUAGCUUUAAAUAAUAUAGUUGCAGACGAGCAGAUUAAGUCUAUUAAUGAUGUCCUUGCAUAUCUGCUUCAGAAGAAGGAAGCGAAGUUAAGUUCUCUUGCCAAGGAGGUAGGUUUCCAACUUCUGUCUGAUGAUAUUGAGGUCAAAGUUGCAGGUCUGUUGCCAUCACAGACUGAAACAAGUCAAUCUUACCAAAUUGCAUCAGAACAACCUAGGCGGGAGAUUAUUAGAAGUAGUGUGAACAUGGAUACUGAAUUACUGAAUGCUGCAGUUACAACUGCUGUAGAGAACAAGCAACAAGAUGUAAUUGCUGAUGUCAAACCUUCUCAUCCAUACAAUGAAGAGAUGUUCGGCACUGAAGAAGCUAUUCCUUCAAAAUAUGACCAAAUUAUCAGAGAUGAUGAACAGAGCAUUGCAAAUGAUAGCCAGACUGAGGAUAAAAGUUCCAUGGGGAUAGAGAAGUUGGGGAAGAAUGUAGUUCAUCAUCAAGAUUUGAAGGUAUGCUUUUUCUUUUCUGAUGGUGGUUACCAGUUGCUUAGAAGCCUGACUGCAGGAUCAAAGAUUCCUUCAAUGGUAGUAAUGGAUCCCAUUUCACAGCAACAUUAUGUUAUUCCUGAUGAGACAGCUUUUAGCUAUUAUUCUCUAGUUGAUUUUCUUUAUGGGUUUCUUAAUGGAAGUGUUCCUCCAUAUCAACAUUCAGAAUCUUUGGACAAAGUUGAAAGAGAGGCCACACAUCCACCUUUUGUAAAUCUGGUGUUCCAUGAGGUGGACGCAAUCCCUCGAGUUACUGCUGAUACGUUUCCUGAGAUGGUUUUAGGUUCUAACCUGUCUGACACUGAAAAUGUUCAUCAUGCUUGGGAGAAGGAUGUUUUAGUACUUUUCAGCAAUAGUUGGUGUGGGUUUUGCCAGAGAAUGGAACUGGUUGUUCGUGAAGUAUACCGAUCCCUCAAGGGCUACAUGAACAUGUUGAAGAGUGGAUCCAUGAGAAGACAUUGUGUGUUUAUCAAUGAUAACGUGAAACAUGUGGAUGAGCUUCCACUGAUUUACUUAAUGGACUGCACAUUGAAUGACUGUGGUUCACUUCUAAAAUCAUUUGGUCAGUUUCAUGUGUGUCGAAAUAAGCAGAGGGAGAUUUAUCCAGCAUUGAUGUUAUUUCCAGCAGGCGUAAAGAAUGCUGUUCCCUAUCAAGGGGAUACGACAGUAACCAAUAUCAUCAAGUUUAUAGCAGAACAUGGAAGUCAUUCUCAUAAUAUCAGUAAUAGGAUCCUUUGGACUGGAGCAGAAAAUGGUGGCAGGAAGAUGGACCCCUCAAAAAAUUCUCCAACCCCAACUCAUGCAAUGACUCCUGUUUCAAAGGCUGAAUAUCAUGAGGUCCUCUUAAAUGACAGGAUAGCAGGUGAAAUAUCCAAUGGAAACAAAAUGGGAUUGGAGCCAUUGCAUGACUUACAUGAAACAAUUCCUCAUGUAGUUGUUGGCUCUAUCCUUGCUGCUACAGACAAGCUUCUAAAUGCACCCCCAUUUGAUAAAUCCUUGAUUCUCAUUGUGAAGGUGGAUCGUGAAAUAGGUUUUCAAGGUCUGAUUAUCAACAAACACAUCAAGUGGGACACUUUUCAGGAAUUAGAUAAAGGGUUAGAAUUGCUAAAGAAGGCUCCUCUAUCAUUUGGAGGCCCACUGAUGAUGAAAGGGAUGCCUCUUGUUAGUCUGGCCCAAAAAGUUACAAAUUCAGAGUACCCAGAAGUUCGCCCAAGUGUUUAUUUUCUUGAUCAGUUGGCUACAGUUCAAGAAAUUGAACAUUUGAAAUUGGGAAACCAAUCCAUCAGUGACUACUGGUUUUUCUUAGGUUAUUCAAGUUGGGGAUGGGAGCAACUUUUCAAUGAGAUUGCUCAAGGAGCUUGGCAUAUCGGUGAUGACAAUUAUAGAGAACAGUUGGAUUGGCCAAAAGUUGACAAUUAAGGUCGUUAUCCAUUGACCAUCCAAGCCAUCUGCAGUAUAUAGCAUUCACUGUGAUGGAGCUUUUGGUUUCCAUAGACGGGAAUGUUACAAUAGCACUGGAAUGCUAAAGAAGGAUAAGGUCAAACAGGUUGGUAUUCAUUACUGAUUUGGAAUUUCUUGCAGGAUUUUACUUUAACCCACACAAUUGUACAGUUAACUUAAAUGUUCUAUUAGUUCUUUGUAUUUGUAUCAGAAAACAAGCCUUUUGAGCUCCAGUUUACUUGUCAUUUACAUCAUAAAGAAUAUAUAUGGGCUGACAAAUCUAAUUAAUCCCUUUAAAGAAAUAAGAAAUCAUGCGUUACCACA
Molecule: messenger RNA, 3779 nt
Organism: Nelumbo nucifera (sacred lotus)
Lineage: Eukaryota; Viridiplantae; Streptophyta; Magnoliopsida; Proteales; Nelumbonaceae
Source: RefSeq, a predicted model, not a curated record